Molecule: messenger RNA, 4201 nt
Organism: Myotis myotis
Lineage: Eukaryota; Metazoa; Chordata; Mammalia; Chiroptera; Vespertilionidae
Gene: ADD1
Product: adducin 1
Exons: 17
Coding region: 364-2847 (827 amino acids)
Biological process (GO): barbed-end actin filament capping; positive regulation of adherens junction organization; positive regulation of establishment of endothelial barrier
Cellular component (GO): adherens junction; focal adhesion; cytoskeleton
Molecular function (GO): actin filament binding
Source: RefSeq, a predicted model, not a curated record
GUUCCGCCCUUCGGCCGUCGGCCUGGACCGGUGCGGAGCCGACGCUCUGCAAGCCUUUUGCACGAGGGCGGCGGUGGGGGCGCGCGGGUCCCGGUUUCCGGGCUGCGCGGUGGGGCCGGGGUCCGUGAAGAGGAGGCGGCUCCGGCCCGCCCGCUGGGCCCGCCCCUCGGUGCCCGGAGGCUGGCGGCCGCGGCGUCUGCGGGGAGGGAAAGCGCGUCCGGCCCGCAGACGGGAACAGGUCGUCCUGCAACUUUGCGCCGCGGGCCGUCCUCGCUCUUCUUCGCGUCUGGGCGGCGCAGGGGCCUCUCCCCACACUUACUCCUGCUCGCCUGACGGUCAAGAGGAACCUAGAAAGAUUGUGCAAUGAAUGGUGAUACUCAGGCUGCAGUGGUGACCUCACCACCCCCGACCACAGCCCCUCACAAAGAGAGGUACUUCGACAGGGUGGAUGAGAAUAAUCCAGAAUACCUGCGAGAGAGGAACAUGGCACCUGACCUUCGCCAGGACUUCAACAUGAUGGAGCAGAAGAAGAGAGUGUCCAUGAUUCUGCAGAGUCCGGCUUUCUGUGAAGAGUUGGAGUCAAUGAUACAGGAACAGUUUAAGAAGGGGAAAAACCCCACCGGCCUGCUGGCGUUACAGCAGAUUGCAGACUUUAUGACCACAAACGCUCCGAGUGUCUACCCGGCGGCCCCCCAAGGAGGAAUGGCUGCCUUGAACAUGAGUCUUGGUAUGGUAACUCCUGUGAACGACCUUAGAGGAUCUGAUUCUAUUGCCUAUGACAAAGGGGAGAAGUUACUGCGAUGUAAGCUGGCGGCAUUUUACAGACUGGCCGAUCUCUUCGGGUGGUCUCAGCUGAUCUACAAUCAUAUCACCACCAGAGUGAGCUCCGAGCAGGAACACUUCCUCAUUGUACCUUUUGGGCUUCUCUACAGUGAAGUGACUGCAUCCAGUUUGGUGAAAAUCAAUCUGCAAGGAGAUGUUGUAGACCGUGGAAGCACUAACCUAGGAGUCAAUCAGGCUGGCUUCACGCUGCACUCGGCGAUCUACGCUGCGCGGCCGGACGUGAAGUGUGUGGUCCAUAUUCACACGCCGGCAGGGGCCGCGGUCUCUGCGAUGAAAUGUGGGCUCUUGCCCAUCUCCCCGGAGGCACUUUCCCUUGGAGAGGUGGCUUAUCAUGAUUACCAUGGGAUUUUGGUUGAUGAAGAGGAAAAGGUUUUAAUCCAGAAAAAUUUGGGUCCUAAAAGCAAGGUCCUCAUUCUCCGGAACCACGGGCUGGUGUCCGUCGGAGAGAGCGUCGAGGAGGCCUUCUACUACAUCCACAACCUCGUGGUUGCAUGUGAGAUCCAGGUUCGAACUCUGGCCAGUGCAGGAGGGCCAGACAACUUAGUCCUCCUGGAUCCGGGGAAGUACAAAGCCAAAUCCCGUUCCCUGGGGGCCCCGUCAGGGGAGAGCACCGCCUCGCCUCCCAAGUGGCUGAUCGGUGAGCAGGAGUUUGAAGCCCUCAUGCGGAUGCUUGAUAACCUGUGGCCAUGGCAGCCUGCUUCCUCAGACCGUAGUGCACAGAGACUCAGGAUGGGCACCACACUCAUCUACCGCAUCCUGUCACUGCCAGUUCCACUGGGUUACAGAACUGGCUACCCUUACCGAUACCCGGCUCUGAGAGAGAAGUCUAAGAAAUACAGCGACGUGGAGGCUCCCGCUAGCGUCACAGGCUACUCCUUUGCUAGUGACGGUGAUUCGGGCACUUGCUCUCCUCUCAGACACAGUUUUCAGAAGCAGCAACGAGAGAAGACAAGAUGGCUGAACUCUGGCCGGGGUGACGAUGCCUCUGAGGAAGGGCAGAAUGGAAGCAGCCCCAAGUCGAAGACUAAGGUGUGGACGAACAUUACACACGAUCACGUGAAACCCUUGCUGCAGUCUCUCUCGUCCGGUGUCUGCGUGCCAAGCUGUAUUACCAACUGCUUGUGGACUAAAGAGGAUGGACAUAGAACUUCCACCUCUGCUGUCCCUAACCUGUUUGUUCCAUUGAACACAAACCCGAAAGAGGUCCAGGAGAUGAGGAACAAGAUCCGAGAGCAGAACCUGCAGGACAUUAAGACGGCUGGCCCCCAGUCACAGGUGUUGUGUGGUGUAGUGAUGGACAGAAGCCUCGUCCAGGAUGCACCCCUGUCUGACUGCACGGAGACAAUCGAAGGGCUCGGGCUCACAGAGCAGACCUUUAGUCCAGCUAAAUCUCUCCCUGUUAGAAAGGGGGAGCUGGUGACAGCCUCCAAGGCCAUCAUUGAGAAGGAGUACCAGCCCCACGUCAUCGUGAGCACCACAGGCCCCAACCCCUUCAACACGCUCACUGACCGCGAGCUGGAGGAGUACCGCAGGGAGGUGGAGCGCAAGCACAGGGGCCCCCCAGAGAGUCUGGACGAGACUGGAGAGCAGAAAGACAGUCCUCCAGAGCCCCCUGCUGCCCCCUGCUCCCCCGUCAAGCUGGAGGAAGACCUGGAAGAUGCUGUUUUUGGAGACGACAGUGAUGCUGCCACCUUUAAGCCCACUCUCCCUGACCUGUCCCCCGAUGAGCCUUCAGAAGCGCCUGGCUUCCCGACAUUGGACAAGGAGGAGGACGAGGGGCUGGGCGAAGCCUGUGGCCCUUCCAGCCCCGCCAGGCCCUCCACGGUGGCCAGUCCUGAGCCGGCCCCGGCCCCGGCGGCUGAAGAAGCCCCCUCCCCGGCUGCUGAGGGGGCUGCCGCAGACCCAGGCAGCGAUGGGUCUCCCGGCAAGUCCCCUUCCAAAAAGAAGAAGAAGUUCCGCACCCCCUCCUUCCUGAAGAAGAGCAAGAAGAAGAGCGACUCCUGAAGGCCUGUCCUGCACACACCGCUGUCUCGCGUUGUCUCCCUGUGUCAUGGAAUGCAAAGCCCCCUCCGCGUAGCUAGCGCUCCCCGCCGCCCAAGCCCGUGCAGACCAGAGCUCACCUCCUGUGCUCGCAUGGCCUCCCCUGGCGCCCGGGCCUCACCUCAGGUCCAGGGAGGCUUGGCCCUGUGUCCACCUCUGUGCCCGUCUGUCUGCUCCUCGGGUCCUUCCCUGGGGCGUCCAGGCAGGGUCUGGCUGAACAGUCAGAGGCCCUGCCGGCUCUGGCCCUGACCUCUCUUGCUCUCCUUCUGUCAUCCAGUAACCCACGCUCUGUCCCUGCUAGGCUCCCCUCCCCCCAGGUCUCAGGUGACUGACUCAGACUCCUAGCUUCCUGCUGGCCUUACCUGCUCAGCGAUCUCACUCUGUCCAUAAACACACAGCCUUGGUCCUGUGCCAACACCCUGUGCCUGCCAGUGGCGAGGGCGCUGUGGUGGCCUCAGGCGGCGUGGGGACCCCGCAGCAGCCUGGCCUGUACACCCUUGCAACCUAUGCAUGGUUACCCGGUCACCCCCUGGCAGCACCCGGUCCAGGGCUCAGUCUUAUCACUGGGGUCUCUCCAGGCCUGUCCUCGGGAGGGCCCCUCAGUGAGAAGUCUCUUCAGUGUAUUGGCAGUUCUGCGUUGCUGUGAACGGGAACAGCGAUGCUCGCGUUCGUUUCUCUAGGCCUGCGGCGGAGCCCCGCGCACCGGGGUGGGGGCAGGUUUCAGAGCAGGGUCUGCUCUUCCCGGAAGUCGGCCCUGGUGGCCCCGCUGCUCCCGAGCCCGAGCCGGCACUCAUGGAGCUACUUGCCCUCGCUCACCUGCACUCACCUCCACCCCCUGGGAGGCAGCAGGGAGCUGAUGGCUGGCAGCUGGCCACGCGGGCUCCUCGAGGGUGCCUGUUCCAGGAGCUGCUGGGUGCCAGCCUGCCCACCCCAGACAGGCCCCUGGGAAGGCGGGAGGGCCGCAGUGGAUCUGGAGCUGGACGUGGGCUCAGGUCCCCAAAACCGAGCACCCGCGUAGGACGGAGGCCAGCUGCAUGGCGCUGACCUCCGCUUGGAGCUAACAGGCGAGCAGCUGCUUCUGUGUCAAUUUGUUGCCAAGUGUGUUCCGCCCACCACCCUCCUUGCGUUAACAGACUCUUCCCUGACCCUCCCUCUACCCCACACACGCAAUGACUAAUUCACUUUUGUAGUUUCUUUUAACUCUUUGUAUCACAACAUGAAGUCUAGCCACAGACAGGGACACAGGCUCAGGAGGGCAGGCCGUGUCCUUUCUUCAUUGUAACAUGUUUUACUCACAAAUAAAGUUCUUCAAGCUGUA